AUGGCCCGACUACCCUAUCCAGAUUACCACACACCACAUGCCAAAUCCCGUCCUAUCCUCAAUGUCAUGAAACUCCUCUCCCACAGCACUGCAACCGUGAAUCACUGGGCAGAUGUAGGAAACGCCCAAUUCAAAAAUCUAUCACUGUCUCCUCGAGAUCGUGAACUCGUCAUCUUGUUGACCACGUCGAAAUUCAACUCUACCUAUGAAUGGACUCAUCAUCUUCCCUUGUCACUAAAGGCUGGGGUGACCAAGAAACAGCAGUCUGCCUUGGAGGCAUGCGCUAAGCUGAAUAAUUAUUUUAUUGACGGGAAACAUGACCCGGAGGUUGGAUUCAGCGAAAAGGAUCUUAUCUUGCUUACUUUUGUGGAGACGAUUAUUCAACAGCCUGAAGUUAGUGAUGAGCUGUGGAAGCGUGUCAAGGGUACAUUCUCGGAGAGAGAAAUUGUGGAGAUCAUAUCUCUUCAGGGAUUUUACUACUCCUUUUCACGAUUAACGACUAUUCUUGAGUGCGAUUUUGAUGAAUGGGCCAAGUCCAAACUUUGA
This is a messenger RNA of Penicillium subrubescens, 546 nucleotides long. RefSeq names its product carboxymuconolactone decarboxylase family protein. NCBI's taxonomy places the organism in Eukaryota, Fungi, Ascomycota, Eurotiomycetes, Eurotiales, Aspergillaceae. The coding region runs from base 1 to 546 and encodes 181 amino acids. The transcript has 2 exons. The record is from RefSeq and is a predicted model, not a curated record.